This is a messenger RNA of Chaetomium fimeti, 1484 nucleotides long. RefSeq lists its product as uncharacterized. The transcript has a single exon. Bases 109 to 1404 code for a protein of 431 amino acids. Gene Ontology annotation, molecular function: membrane insertase activity. Gene Ontology annotation, cellular component: mitochondrial inner membrane. The record is from RefSeq and is a predicted model, not a curated record. Lineage: Eukaryota; Fungi; Ascomycota; Sordariomycetes; Sordariales; Chaetomiaceae. Gene Ontology annotation, biological process: protein insertion into mitochondrial inner membrane from matrix.
GGUGCAUCGGAUUUUGGAAAUUGAGAGCUCAAAAGUUCAGAACUCAUCUCAAACCAACAUAUAUGGACGGCGCCAAAUGAGUCGAUACUAACUCAAUCGAUUCAAACAAUGGCAGCCUCCAUCAUGAGGGCAGUAGCCCAACUCCGGGUUGGUCAUGCCCGUCUUCCUCUUCAAAUAUCAACACCUUCCCCGAUAUCACGAAGAUGCUACUCCUCCUUCCUCCGACCUCUCACUCUCACUUACAACAACAACACCGGCACCACCACAAAAAGACCAACCCUCCCCCACCGCAACCUUCCCUUCCAACACCAACCCCACCACCGCCCCUUCUCCCUCCAACCCCUCAUCGACACCGCCACCACCGCCUCCCACACCCUCCUCUCCGCCUCCCAGACCCUGCUCACCACCAUCCACAGCACCACCGGCACGCCCUGGUACGUCAGCAUCCCGCUCUUCGCCCUCACCCUCGGCCUGCUCACGCGCGUGCCGACGACCAUCUACUCGCGGCGGGUCCUCGCGCGGCGGGUGAGGCUCUUCCCGCUGGGGAUGGCGUCGGUGGCUCGGGCGCACGCCGAUGUCGCGGCGGCCGCGCGGGGUGGUGGUUCCAGGCCCAGGGGCGCGCAGCUGCAGGAGAUGGUGAAAGUGGCGGUGCAGCGGGAGGGGAAGCUGAGGGCGCGGCGGUGGGAGGUGCAGGGGUGGAAGGACUGGGCGCCGGCGCUGAUGGUGUUCCCCGUGUGGGUGGUGGGGAUUGAGGGGUUGAGGAGGAUGUGUGGCGGGCCGAAGGGCGUGUUGGGGGCGCUGAUUUAUGGGCCGGAUGCGGGGAAGGCGGUUGGGGAGGGUGCUGCUGCUGGGGGGGUGGCCGGGCAGGUGCCGGUUCCGGGGGCGACGGCGACGGCGCCGGUGGUGGGUGUGGAUGUGGUUUCGCCGGCUACGGGGCAGGAGGGGAUUCUGGGGGCGCUGCCGACUUACGUCGCAGAACCAUCUAUGGCUACGGAGGGCUGUCUAUGGUUCCCCGACUUGACGGUGGCGGACCCGCUCCACGUCCUGCCGUUCGUGCUUUCGGCCAUGCUCUUGUUGAACGUGGUGCCCAGAACGCAAAUGGCGUGGAGGCAGCUCUUGGGUCUCGAGACCCCGCCGGAAACCUGGACCGGCAACACCAAGUGGCGCCUGCGGAUGCAAAGGGCGCUGUUCGUAGUGGCCCUGGCCAUCGGCCCUCUCACCAUCAACCUACCGGCCGCACUCCAUCUCUAUUGGAUCACCUCGGCAACAUUGACCAAGUUGUAUACCACCGUCAUCUCCAAAUUAAUGCCGCUGCCCCAGAAUGUCCGCCCAGCCACGAGGGAAGGGAUGCCUCUUGUCAUGCCGACGCGGGAUGACAAGACGAAGCCAGACGAAAAACGUUGAUUCGGACUGUACAAAAAAGAACGACAGACAUAGCCGAUGAGGCCGACUCCAAACGCCUCCCUGUACAAUAAAAUGAUACC